AUGGGCUCCACCUCUGCGGGUGGCGGCGGGGACGGGGGCGGGGGCAGGGGCGGGGCCUCCCGGCGUAGUAGCCCCCUCCCCGCAGAGAGCCGCCGACUCUCUCCAGUCCGAAUUUCUUUCGCCUCGGCAGAAGAAUCGUCGCCGCCUUGGGGGCCGCCGCUGAGGCGUGGAGGGCACCACGGCCCUGCCGCCUCGGGCUCUUCGCGCGGGGCGGGGGCGGGCCCUGUCCUUCGUUCCGCGCUUCGGACGUCUUUUCGUCUCUCGAGGGACAUCGAAGCGUCGCGAUGUGGCUUCUCGUGCGGAAGCACCCCGGCGUCGCUAGACAGCGGCACGCCUGAAGAUGACUUGCGCCAGGAGACGCGGAGGCAGGCAGCUGCUUUGAGGGGCCUCCGGAAGUCUGCGCAGGACAUCGUGGGCGACAUGGAAAAGAUUCAGCUAGAGGCAGACGUCCGUGCGAAGAAGCAACUCGACGUGGACAUCGAGCAUGCGCUGCUUGCCUCGAUUGAAAAAUCAACGCGCCAGUGGCACAGACAGGCGCAGCGCCUCUUCUGCCACCUCGUCCCGCCAGACUGGGCGAUAGACGACUCAGAUCCACUGGUGAAGCGGAUGCGCCGCAAGCCGGAGAAGGAGGUGUAUCAGUGGGACUCGGAUGUCGAGAGCGAGGCGGAGCAGGAGUACUGGCGCGGGCCGUCGCCAGAAGACAUCUUUGGAGACAACCUCAUCGUGAAACCGAAAACGCCCUACAAACUGCUCGGCGUCUACACCCGCCGGAUGUGGGCGGCGUCUGUUCCUGCGCCGUUCAUCCGCCUCCACGAGAGGGAGAAAUGCUUGCAGCAGCAGGCUGACGCCCAGGCCCCGCGGCUCGGCGUGUCUCAGCAGUCAGACGACUCGCAGCGGUCCACGGGGAAAGACGUGGCGACCUGCCGCCGCGUGAGUGAGCGAGCGACGCCGAGGCGACGCCGCGCGAAACUCGUCCCUUCGGCGCCGGAGAAUGCGGGGAUUCGGCACGCGCAUCUCGUGACGAAGGGGCCGGACUACGAAGCGAUGGUGACGGGCGCGACCGUGGGGCAUUGUGCGUAUUCGUGUUCAGGAUGCGAGCCGACGCCUUGCCCGUUUCCGCUGGCGGCCCUCAAGUCCGAACCCCCUCCAGGGUACGCGCGCGCGCCGGUGGCGGAGGAGAACGCGCGAAUUCCGUCUGUGCUGGAAGACUUUCUCUACCUGGCGCACGUGCCCAUCAAGCGGCCGCCGUGGGACGCGCGAAAGUCGCCGCUGCUCUCCACUCAGGAAGUCAAGAAGGCGGCCUCGAAGCCAGAGAACGGCGCGGAGAAGGAAGACGACGUCAGCCAGCGCGCCCGCCGCCGCGGACACACAAUAUACUCGACUGAGUCCCGUGCGUGGACAUACGGCUUGUUUCGAGACACUCACCGCUUCACGGGGCUGGGCAGGACUCUCGGCUCCUGGUUCGGGCUGCCCCUGGAGGACGCGGAGGAGAACGGAGAGGGCGGCGAGGACCGACCCGUUUUCCGCGACUUGCCGACCGAAGUGGACUUCCCCUUCUCACCCUUCCACGUUAGCAGCACUUUCAGCAUGUCCCCGCUGCUCGACGUGAGGCAAAUGACGCGCGCGCACGAAGGCGGACCCGCGAAGACACGCGCCGAACCCAGUGCCUCAUUCGAACGAGCGCCCGUCGAAGAGAGGCCGACGCAGGGCCCCGAGGAGGCGGAAGAGCGACCAGAGGGGCCGACGGGGGACGCGGAUGCCGGAGAGGCAGAGAAGGCCCCUGAAAAGGCAACGACAGAUGAACCCUCGUGGGUGAGCAGGAAAGUCAAAGAAGUUUGCCAGAGAUUCAGCGUUCCAGACGUUCAAACGAUUUGUCAGAUCUCCCAGAAACUCAAGGAAGGCGUCGCCGCCGCCAAACACGAAACUGAAAAUCGCAUUUUUGACCAGAAGGACGUGCGAAUUUUCGAGUACUGGCAGCUUCAAAGAGACCGAGACGGGCCUGCAUGGGUAUACCAGGGGCUGCAAUGGGACUUACCUGAGCACUACCGGCGCGAGGUUCCCAUGCAGGGCUCUCCGCUGACAGAGGCGGAGAUCGCCGCGCAGCAGGCGGCGCAGAAGGAGGUGCCGGUGGACAAGCGCACCCUUCUUCACCUGAAAAGGAGAGGGCAGCCGCGCGCGAAAAAGAAAUUCAGCAGUCUCUUUGUGAAACAGCAUCUUCUUCGCGCGGACUCGGACGUCUCUGCGAGGAGUAUAGCGUCAAAGGCGCUGCCGCAGAAACGGGUUCGCUUCUCCUCUCUGUUCCCGGGACUGCGGACAGCGUUUUUCCUCUCGACAGCGUGCGGCGAAACGCGACCGGCACCGGAUCACGCCAGCGGGCGCGUUUCCCCGUCGAGCGACGGCCGACAGCGGGUCGUCAACGGCGCUCUCAGAUCGGAGAGCGGGAACCUCGCGAAUCCUGCCGAAGAAGUCGCGGAAGUCCGCCAGAUCUAG
This is a messenger RNA of Besnoitia besnoiti, 2490 nucleotides long. RefSeq lists its product as uncharacterized. Lineage: Eukaryota; Apicomplexa; Conoidasida; Eucoccidiorida; Sarcocystidae. The record is from RefSeq and is a predicted model, not a curated record. The transcript has 4 exons. The coding region runs from base 1 to 2490 and encodes 829 amino acids.